Molecule: messenger RNA, 888 nt
Organism: Paracoccidioides brasiliensis Pb18
Exons: 3
Coding region: 1-888 (295 amino acids)
Source: RefSeq, a predicted model, not a curated record
AUGUUAUCAUUUAUAGGACGAUCCCUCGGCCUCGUCCCAGCGUCUCCGCAUAGAUCUUCAUCCGAAUCAGGUUCUUCUGGAUCCCCCUCCAGAAGCCUCGCUGGAUCCCCUACGGACAUAUCCACUCCGGUUACAACUCCUUAUUCCCCGUCCCCAACCGAUGUCGGCCUUGUCCGUGGCCUCCUUAAGUCGACCAACCCUGCGCUACCCACGGAGAUUGCAGACAUAAUUAUCAAUUAUGCGGACUAUUCAGUAAGAGAUGUGGUUACUUUAGACCCCAGUAGCGCUUUUAGCGUCUCUUCACGUGGCGCAGGAGUAUAUGGGUUGGUUCUGAGAGGGCCUCAAAUCAGGGAGUUGAAGCAAGAUGGACUGGAAUUGAGGGAUUUGAAGCUUGAGUCUGUGAGAUUUGAAAUCGCUAGCCAUGAUCAGGGAUGGGGUGGGGAGUUGGGGACAGAAGGAACGUACAAUUCUUCCUUCUCCUGGUUUGAAGCAAAGAUACUUCGUCGUUUACAUCACUUGAGUGAUAAGUUAGAGCCACCACCAGAUUUAGGUCCGAUGGACAAGUAUGCAACACCCGCGGAAUACUCUGACGCCUAUCGACCAGUCGGGUGGAACUUUGUGAAAGAUGGGAAUGGGAGAGUGUUGACUUGGCCUGUUCAGAAGAAUAGUGUUGCAACACGUGAUACGCAGAUUCGUGAAAUUGUAUGGACGGUGGAUAGGAAACAUCAGAAAGAAGAAGUCGUGGAGGAUUCUGGUAGUGGGUCUGGGGAAGGGUUUAUCCGUGCCUUACAGCCUGGCGAUGUGAUAUUUCUUUGGGCUAGAGCUAUCUAUCCUGGAUGGGCAAACUAUGUUGAGGGAGCUAUGAUCGAGAUCUCUUACUCCGGUUAG